AUGCGUGCUUUCUUCAUCAUGGCUCUUAACUUAAUUGCUAGCACCAAUACUGCCGCGGCGUCGACCACGCAAGCAAAUUCCAAAAUAUUGACCCAAGCUGAUACCGAAGUGAAGCCCAACAACGACCGAUUUCUUCGGGUGGAUGCGACGGUUAACGAGAUUCUGGACACGAAGGAUGAAGAGAGGGGAAUCGCGGAUGCUUGGCACCGGCGCGAAGACCUGGAUGAAAGACGCCCGCCUAAAGUCCACCGUGUACUGGAAAACCAACGCUGCAGACCUGGAUAA
Messenger RNA from Phytophthora sojae, 285 nucleotides. RefSeq lists its product as hypothetical. The transcript has a single exon. Lineage: Eukaryota; Oomycota; Peronosporomycetes; Peronosporales; Peronosporaceae. The record is from RefSeq and is a predicted model, not a curated record. Bases 19 to 285 code for a protein of 88 amino acids.